AUGGCCGACUUCUGUGAGGACAAAGGCAUCCGACUCGACCUCGCGUCGGUCGCACACCCCGAGUCGAAUGGACAGGCGGAAAGAGCAAACCAGAGCAUCGUCCAUGGAAUCAAGCCACGACUGAUGGUGCCCUUAGAGCGCGCAGCCGGAUGCUGGGCAGAAGAACUCCCCUCCGUGCUGUGGGGCAUUCGUACAACGCCAAACAGGUCGACCGGCUUCACGCCCUUCUUCCUGGUAUACAGCGCCGAGGCGGUCAUGCCCACGGACAUUGCCUACAACUCGCCACGGGUCACCAACUACGCCGAAGAAGACAACGAACACGCUUGCCAAGAUGACAUCGACCUCCUCGACGAGGCCAGGGACCUCGCACUCUCCAGGACUGCCAUCUAUCAGCAAGGCCUCCGCCGUUACCACAGUCGUCCCGUUCGCAGUCGCUCCUUCCAAGACGACAAAGGCGAACCACUCACCCGAGAGGUGGAGCGCCCCUGGAAUGUCAACCUCCUCCGCCGGUUCUACACCUAA
Lolium perenne is the source of this 522-nucleotide messenger RNA. Lineage: Eukaryota; Viridiplantae; Streptophyta; Magnoliopsida; Poales; Poaceae. The record is from RefSeq and is a predicted model, not a curated record.